GGCUUAUUUAGUUAGCCAUCUGAAAAUAUUCUACGGGGUUAAAGCGGAAAAACCCACAUUUCUGAAAGCGACGACGUUUAUAGGAGCAAACUGCCGUCGCCGGUGACAUAAGCGUGCAUGGAUCGGCAGAGCCAGACCACUUCAUUGCAACGACUGCAAAACGUCGAAAAGAAAAUUGUAAGGGUGUUGGAGCUAGCUGGUUCGGUGAUGGAUGAAAUGGCAAACCCUAGUGGGCCCAGAAAGGAUCUUGUUAACAGCCAUUGCACUGAGUUCAUGCAAUUAGUGAAGGAUACUCAGAUGACGCUGCGGGAGGAAAUUAAAAGCGCCUGUGAUUAUCGUCCGUUUGAGAAGUGCGACUAUGCUCCUCGAAUAUCGAAUGAGAUUUCGUGCAAGAAACUGGAACACGUCAUUGCACAGUUGGAUGAGAUGAAACAAUCGAUUGAGGAAUAUGGCGAUGCAGCUUGAGGUUACACAUUGUGAAUUGUAAGUAUGCUUGCACAAUGUCUUAAACCUUUUGGUGAAAUUUAGGAUUUUGGAUGCUUGUCUCGUGUUUCGACAGCAUUGAUCCGUGGAGAUGUAAGUUACUAAGUUCUGUUGAAUUUGGGAAACAUGUAAAAAUCUGGAAACAGGCUAAGUUUUCAGGGAAUUUGAAUAUGUAAUAACAUGCAUGUUCUACUGAAGUGGAGUGUGUUCAUAGUUUGUAGCAGAUGGCAUCACAAAUUCACAUGAAAACUGUUUUUACUCAGAGAUUAUUCAUGAAUCUUCUCUGUUUUUAA
Messenger RNA from Sesamum indicum (sesame), 776 nucleotides. RefSeq names its product mediator of RNA polymerase II transcription subunit 11. Gene Ontology annotation, biological process: regulation of transcription by RNA polymerase II. The record is from RefSeq and is a predicted model, not a curated record. Gene Ontology annotation, molecular function: transcription coregulator activity. NCBI's taxonomy places the organism in Eukaryota, Viridiplantae, Streptophyta, Magnoliopsida, Lamiales, Pedaliaceae. Gene Ontology annotation, cellular component: mediator complex.